CAUGACAUGUCUAUGUAUGAUGCUAAGGAGUUGAAAAAGUAAACCGAUUCAGAGUGAAAUUCUCAUCAGCGGUUUAAAUAUAGGACUUGUACAUCACCUGCAGUAGACACGAACUGUAAACUUUUCAUUGUCAUCUCCAUGGAUCGUUGUAAAGUGGCGUAAAUAAUCGUGCAAAUCAUUAUCAUAAUCGAGAUUUUUCCAAAUCGAGUCUGGGGGCUGAGACUGUGCUGGUGCUGAGUCUGUAGUGUAUGCAUCUGCAGGACAGUGUAUGUGUUGUGCAUUUCAGUACAUUUGUACAGUGGUGAGGCCUGUCAACCUUCGUCCGUAAAGCCCUUUCAAUUCGAUGCAUAUGAACACAUUUCUUUUCUCUAGUCCUUGACUUUUAUUUCUGAAUCAAGCGAUUGAAUAGUAGUAGGGCCUAUUGCUAACCUAUGCCAACUUUAUGCUGCUAUGCUGGUAGAAAACCCUCUGUUGAUGGCCGACGAAGACCAGCAACCAUUCCGUGACGAAGAGUCCCUCCGUUUUUUCUUUGGCUUGUCUAGUCGAGAUGUGGCUACAAGGUCCCAGGCUCUUGAUGUGAUAACACAGACAUUUGAACAUUGGCUUGAUGGCUAUGGCAGUCCCACAAGAGAACACAGCCUAUCUGACAAUUGUAACGAUUUGCCAAAUAAGGAUAUAAAAAAGGGACAAUCACUAGUUGUUGAACAGUUACCGGAAUUAUUGCGGUUAUCACUUACUUGUCCGUUCAGUGAUGUACGCGAACGUUGCAGUAGUCUCCUGAUUCGAUUUGAGGAACGUGGAAUAAGGUUGCCUCGUACUGUCAAGACAGAACCCACAUCGUUUGUCCCUGAAUCGGAGGUUCAGCCAGUAGAUUGUGAUGAUGAAGAGACCCAGUCGCUGUUCGUUGAUGCAUUUCUCCAAAAUAAUCGGCUGGAGCAUAUGGUCCAGGUCAUGGGUUACCACCCAGAGUACCUGGACUGCUUCCUACGGACACAGCACUACAUGUUGAGGGGAGAUGGCCCGCUUCCCUACGAGUACAGACAUUACAUCGCUAUUUUGGCUGCAGCUCGACACCAGUGUUCGUACCUAGUCAAAUUACACACCACAGAAUUCCUGCUGCAGGGUGGCGACCCACAGUGGCUAAAAGGGCUCGAUAAUAUACCACAGAAAUUAAAAGAUCUUAACGAAGUAAAUAAAUUAUUGGCUCACAGGCCAUGGCUAAUCAACAAGACACAUAUAGAGAAAUUGACACGGGGUAGUGACAACUGGUCGAUGUCAGAGGUCAUGCAUGCCCUGGUGCUGCUCGCCCAUUUCCACGCGCUAUCAAGCUUCAUCUAUGGUUCGGGCAUAAAUGCAGAGAUCGACCACGAAAACGGUCACACGUUCGAUCCUGCCGACAAGGACGACAUGAUUGACGAGAUCGAACCGCAGCAGGAGGCAAAUCACGAGAAUCAGUUAGAGUGUCACCAGAGUGGACAUGGGAGUGUCUUUAAUAGUAAUUCGGCUUCUCCGAAUUCGUUCCAAGAUAACGGCGGGGGAAUGAUCGACACGAUCCUGAUGAGGAUGAAGAAGUUGACGGAGGAGGAACCAGCCGAGACGACGCAGGAGGAAAUGUUAAAGAGAUUCGAGAAAGUCGAGCAUCAAAGUGCUCAAUUGCCCACGAGCACCUCAAAACCAUCGCCGAAGGCAGACAUGUUGUUGUACGUCGACGAUGCUGACUUCACAUACGAGGACUUCGCGAUGCGAGGACCUGUGUCAAAGAUACCAACAUUCAGAGCCCAGGAUUAUACCUGGGAAGAUCAUGGCUAUUCUCUUGCCAACCGAUUAUACACAGACAUUGGCACACUCAUUGACGACAAGUUUAGAAUAGCAUACAAUUUGACCUAUUACACAAUGGGUGAUAAUGUGGACGUGGAUACUAGUGCUUUUCGUCGUGCCAUCUGGAACUAUAUACAUUGCAUGUUCGGCAUUCGCCAUGAUGAUUACGAUUACGGCGAAGUGAACAUUCUACUGGAGAGGAGUCUCAAGUCGUACAUCAAGACGGUGACGUGCUACCCUGAACAAACAACCAAGAAAGAUUACGACAGCUUCAUGUUGGAGUUCAAGGAUUCAGAAAAGGUCCAUGUGAAUCUGAUGCUUCUCGAGGCAAGGUUACAAGCAGAGCUGUUGUACGCACUACGAGCAAUCACACGCUAUAUGACCUGAGGGCUUCCAAGUGUAACACUGGUUUUCCUUGCUCUAGAAAAUUCCAGCUAAGUCAGAAAACUUUGGCGGUGAUGUUUACCACUUCUUGAGAGGUGGCGUCCCGCGCUUGUUUUCAAUGGUGCUUCUGCGUGUCAGGCGUAGAUAAUAUGGACUUUUGUGUUUCCUGUGAUACUAAUUGAAGAAGAACUAUUCAGCUAUUUCUUCUAAAACACAAGUGGACGUCGCCGAUGACGUGGACUAAGUUACCAAGCGUUACGACACGACGUCUGCCCAAGUCCAUAUUGGCCAUUCUGAUUGGUCGCAAGAUGUGAUAUUUACACCCAGUGAGAUGUUUGCAGAUUGAACGAUUUUGGAAUGGCGGACUUUGGAUUGGUUGUAAGGAUUGUCAGUUUGAAACACGAGUUUGGAACUUCGGAGUCGAUUUUGAUUGAGAGAAUUAUUGGAUCGAAACAGAACUGCCACGUUCUGUGCUAAACUGGUGAAAAAACUCUUUGCAGAGGCCUUUUGUACCUUUGAUGCCAACUUGUCAACAAAUGGCGCCCGUUAUUCUUUCAUAUUUAAAAAACUUUGUGAUUUUCUCGCCCAAAAGGGCCUUUGAAUGCACAUGAAAGUUUUUUACCCUUUUCGAUGAAAACAUUGUACGAGAUUCAAUGCAGUAGUUUGGCAGUUGGAACUGGUUCACCAAUACAAAGAACUUGGCUUCAUACUUGAGCCAUUUAGGUCAGACUGAUACCCGAUCUGUUGCCCUAAAAAUGUUUAUAAUGGGAUCUAUAUAUAAGUUUGUUUUUUUUUGACAAAAGAAAUAUCUUUUUCAGCAACAGUUUUAUCAAACUAUAACAUGUACAAGUGCGGGAAACUGGAAAACAUGUCCGCCUUUUUUACUUUCGCAAUUUGCAAAAAAAUCAGAAAAAAAUACAAUUUUUACAAUUUCUUAUUUGGCGGAUUACAAAAUUUCCUUCAGUUUCAGCCCAAGUCAAAAAGUAUUUUAAUUGUUGCAAUAGUCUGUUGUAUGCGGAAUUUGCAAAAGUAAAAACAUCUGCGAGAAUUGACAGUAUUCUUUGUUUUUUUUGGUAUAAACUCCUUCUAAGAAUAGAUUUACGCCAGUUUUUUGUCUUCUAAAGUCCUGAAACUGAACUGACCUUUUCCUUUUUCCUUCGGAAACAAAACAAUUUCAGAACUUCUGAAGUAUUGAAAGACAUUAGUCACUUGUGAUCUGAUCAUGGUGAGGUUUGCUUGAGAUAUUCUAAAGCUUGGUGUACCAAACUUUAUUGUGAAAUAUUCCAUUUUUGAUAAACGUAUCAUCCUUUAAGAACUGGAGUGUUGUACAAGAACUCAAUUCUUCGUGUAGGACCUGGGGGUCCUGUUGGCAUUUUCAUUGGCAACUUGGUGAAAUGAUGUAUUUGAAAUGUGAGAAGUGAUGCUGACAUUGGUUGUCACUUUCAUAACUUUUUACAUCCUGUGUUUUUUGAUGAUGGUGACAGCUCCUGUUCUUAAGUCAUAUGAUGUAGGCUGCCUCCUCAACUGCUAAUCUGUUAUUAAAUAGCUUGUAUCCUGCGCACAGUCCCUCCAACUAUUAAACGUCUGUUUCUCAAAUAAAUUUUCUUACACCCAAUUCUAUCUGAGUUCCCUUAAAACACUUCUUAGUUUAUAGUGAUUUGACUGCAUUUCAUUUUACCAUCCUGUGCCAUUUGUGUAACAAUAGAAGGAACUUGCAAUACAAGAUAUGAUUCUCGAAUUUGAAAAGAAUAUUCAGUUUGCCAAAAUAUUGAACAGGAUGUUAGCUGUAACUUCUUUUUUAAUGUGAAAUUGUCUUUCAAAAUCCAAAACUGAUUCUUGCAAAGUGUGCAACGUACAUGUUUACAACUACAUGUCAUGGUUUAAUUUUCAUUCAAUGCCAUAUCAUUAUUGAUCAUAAUCUUAUGAUAAUUUUUUAGUAUGAUACAUUUGUUCUGUUUGAUCAGUUCAAAUUCACUCCUGCUUUUGCCUAGAUAUAAAAAACAACUAUCUGCACAUUGUAAUAAUGGGUGUCAAAACUUCAUGUGUACCAAUGUAAAUAGUCUAGUAAUUUAAGCUCGUGUCCACGUAUACUAUUUAUAUCACUCAGUAAAUAUAUGUAGAAUCGCUUGAAUAUGGUAGAGUAAAAUAUUACUAAAUAAGGUAUAUGUCCCGUCGAAUUUCCCGAUAUAUUGAAAUGAUUCUGUGAUCAGCAGUUGAGGAGAUGAGUCUUGGUACCUAUCUGAAACGUGGUAUUUUGCAUAUCAAAAACGUGAUGCUAUACACUGGUGGAAAUCUUUCCCUUGUAUGCACAGGACAUGACUAUAAAUGCUGGAUCUUGACAGCGGUGGGUUUUGUGACCAUACACGGCGGGAGGCUUGUGGGUUUAUAGCUCACCUGUGGGGAGAUCAUGGUGUCCGUCAUCCGAUUUACCAUCUCUUUGCAGUGAAACCCAUUUUUGCAGAUUUUGGUUUCUGUACCUUUGAAACCCAUUUUUGCAGAUUUUGGUUUUCUGUACCUUUGAAACCCAUUUUUGCAGAUUUUGGUUUUCUGUACCUUUGAAACCCAUUUUUGCAGAUUUUGGUUUUCUGUACCUUUGCAUGCCUUGGCAUAUUUGGGUUAAGAUUUCCAUGCAGUUUGUGAUCUGUUUAUCAGGCUCGGUUAGACCUUCCAUACCAGUAUGUUCAUAUACAGUAUACCAUUGUUUCUAUGUAGUUGUCACUCUAUGCACCCAAUAAAAUGAGUGAUAGUUCCACGCAUUUAAUAAAAAUAGUGAAUUAUCUUGUCGAAUUGUUGUAAUACAUAAUGUACAUGUACAUGUAGGUGCGUUUAGCAAAACUGUAAGGAUGCUAAAAGCCUGGAGUGAACGUAGGAAUGGAAUUUUGGCAUCAGAUUUGAUGUCUACUGUUGGCAAUUUGAAAAUGUUCAGUCGCACAACUUCAUACCUAAGUAUAAUCUGGAGUUGGAAACCCGGUUGCUGUGGAUAAUUGAGCCGGUGAUCGAUUGUGUUAAGCAGGGUAUUUUAAUGGACGUGAGGUACUGGUGCUUACCAUUUGGCAGGGCGCUGGCUUUGAAGUGCCAAGGUUCUCCUUGGCAGACUUCUUCAACAUUUAUGAAUUGCUAGGCAUGAUAACUAAGUUCAGGAUCAUAGCCGUUUUGUUUUGUUGCUAGAUUUUUGUGAAAAUCUUGUGUCAAAACAAGAUGGCCACCUUCAUGCCAGUACCUCAUUGAGGUUGGGUGUGGUUUUCCAAAACAAACAAGAAAUCGGACGUUAAUUAACUUCGACAAAGUUGAUAUUUGUUUUGAAAAACUUGUCCCUGAGAGAAUGCAUUACCGGUGUGUGAAAGUUUUAUUGAUUAAUGCAUAGCCUGUUUUAAAGGCAUUGGAUAAGUUUCGAUGGGGAUGGAUUUGAUAUUGACGACACCACUGGACACUGAACUCGAAUUGAAAGGAAAACAGAAUGGUUGGACAUUGCUCUGGUAUCGUUUUGGUAUGUCGUAAAAGUAAAUUGCAUUUACAAGGAAAUGUACACUGAGGAAGCAUAGAAUGAAACCAGUAUAAUCCUGGGAAACAAUUAAUUUUCCGUAAGGAUACAAGAGGUUUUGUAAAAGGGUCAGACAUCUUUAUAUAUUGAUAGUCUUUUGUAUUUGGUGCAGAGUCUUGAUUUUACCCUUCAAAAUCAUGACAAUUUCUGAAUUAAGAGAGUUAUUUCGGUCCAUUCUACUUCUUUCCCGGCAUUUGAGUCGCUGAUUUACACAAGCUUCGAACAUUUGAGCGCACGAUCAAACUUUAAACUGAUAUCUCAAUUUCGUUAUCUGAAUAUACAACAGUGCCAUGCAUCCCGAAGAUCUCUCAUUCUCAACUCCUCUGUAUAUUUCCUUGGAAACUUUCUUGAACUAGGCCUGCUGGGGUGCUAUGAAGAAGACUGCAGUGAGAAAAUAGUUGGAAAUUUCACAGAAUUCUCAUGUCUUUCUUCAACAAUGGUUGGAGAAAAAGAUGAUUUUCUGAUGAAUUUUCAAACUAUGUCUAGUUCCUUUAGCCACAUAUAUUUUCGUCCUGUUUGCAUUUCGCUACGAGAGACAUAUCUUCAGGCUUUCGGUCCAUCCGCUGCUUCUCUGUAACUUGACACUUCCAAGAUGUAAAUGUAUGAAUGUUUCUUCCUAAAAAGAUGUAAGUAUGUUUUUUCACCGCAAGCCAGAACCAAACAAGUACUCUUGCCAUUUGAAAUGACCCAAACUAGGAAAUCUUUGAUGCGCUAUCCAUGAAAGUGUAAACUCGCCUUCGAAUCAUGCAUGGGUGUCGGCAUCAAUUAUUUCCUUUGUGGUAUGUGCCUCGAACUGUUGGAUAACUCGUGUUCAGGACGAGUAAGGCAGUAUAUUGCCACUAUUUUAAGAUUGUGGUCGAGGUCAUUCAAAUGGUACAGGAUGGCCAGCAGGUUUUUCUGGCCUAAACACAACUUGUUGAUUUCACUGUUUUCUAGUGUCGCUUUUGAUAACUACAGUACUAUCUUGAUAGUAUGAAUAAUACAUUCGAUUGUACACAUAACUUGUGCUUAACGUUCGAGGCCAAAGGCUUUCCAUGUCUGACUAGAUGUUGCUCACGUGUGUAGGCCACCAUCUGAUUUGUCGCUGUUAUUUGAGCUACUUUUUAAGACAUCGCAACUUUGCUAUGAGAUUAUCUGGUGGAAAAAGGUCAAGACAGGCUCAGAAUGAGAUGCUUUAUAAUAUCAAAUUAUUGAUAAUUUCUUUGGGAAAACGAAAGUGGAAAUAUCCACUUUUGAUAUGAUUAGAAGUAUCACGAGCUGGAAAGUCUGUGAAAUUUCCCAGUUGCACAAUGUGUCAAAGUCACAUUUGCGCUGGCGUCAGGUUGUCGAUAAUGAAUACGUCGCACCCAAGACUUUAGACUUUAAUCAGAAUUGGGACUUGAUUCUCAGAUAACGAUGCAGAAAUGAGAUUUGUGUGAAUUGAAGAGGGUCGAACAAAAUUCUGGGGCCUGUUUUGGCUUUUGGAUGAGACUAGUAGAAAUAAAACCAAAUGCGUGUGUGGUCUGAUGGUAGUUCCAAAGUAUUUGGCUCAGUUCAUCAAAUAGGUCAUGUCAAGCGUUAACUGUGCUUACAGUAUUUAAAAUGAUUCAAGUUCGAGAGUGUGUCAUCUGUACAUCAAUGCACAUUGUGCACAUAUCUGAUGCACAUUGUGCCAUAUCUGAUGCACAGUGUCAUGCAUGCAGCUGAUGCACACUGCACCAUAUCUUAUGCAUGCAGUGUCAUGCGUGUAGUUGAUGCACACUGCACCAUAUCUUAUGCAUACAGUGCUCUAUAUGGUGAUGCACUGUCAUCUACCAUCAUGUUAACUUGCUGUUUGGUCUAACCGCCAGACCACAGAGUGCCAAGCCGAGAAUGUGUUGCAUCUCAAGUUUCCAGGAGUCCAUGUUGUACACAUUUCUCCGGUAGACUUCAGACGAAACAAAGCCUACGCAUGUCUUUUAAAGAUCCGUCUUGCCAAUGCCAACAUUUGUACGGUGUUUUGUGAAUGCAUGUAAGAAGCCAAAUUAUCAUAGUUUUGGUUUAGUCUGCAGCAAUUUUGUAUGGAAUGGCUAUUGUAAGCGUUAUAAUAUGCCAGUAAGUUUUGUAUUUUUGUUUUUUUUGACAAAGUCUUUUGCGUAUGAUUUAUUACAGAAUGUUGAAGCAGUGUUGAUACAUUAUUUUUAAGUGAAACUGGUACCACCCUCUGGUACAGAGCUACUGUUACUGAUGCUAAUAGAACUGUGUUAUGCACGAAUUAUAUAUAAGAUAUAAUCUUUGGUGCCUGGUAUAAUAGUUUAUAGUGCCUCUCUGUAAUAUGUUGAGUUGAGGAGCAUAGCUGUCUGUGUUUUAGUGCAUCAGCCACAUUCUCUGUAAAGAUCAUAGGUCAGUAUUCCUUGACUCGAUGUUUAAAAGUCAGUUAUGAUUCAGUGGUAGCUAGUCUCCAACUGAUCCAGAAUUUUUUUGUCUCCGCAGAGAUUUGAUGAUGCCUAUGCGAGUUAGGCGCGUCUGAAUUCAUGGAAUUGGCAACCAACUUCUGAUUGCAACGUAAUGUCUUUCCUCAUGUCUGUUAAUCCAUCGUUAUGGAAAACGUCUAAUCGUAUAACAUGCGUCAAGAAAGGGAGGUCAAAAUUGGGAUCUUCCGCUGAAUCUUAUCUGCUGUCUUUGAAAGAUUGAAUACCGUUACACUCCAAAAUCAUCAAACAAACUAGAUUAAAUCAAAUUUUAAAAGUUAAAUGAGUUUGAGAACUGUUUACUUCUUUGAGCCUGGUGACACUUGUGAUUGCAUUGAUCCUUAUCUGAAGUUCUUAUCAUAUUUUUGUUGAUCAAAUAACUACCAAGUUUAAUAAGUUUGGUCAGAAAAAUUGCCCCAUAAUAUCAAGUUUUGCCCAAUCGGAAGGCUCAGUUGAAAAGCUUCCUUGUUCUAAGAAACCAAUUUUGAAAUGAAAAGAACCGGAUUUGAGAUAAAGCUGCCAACAAUUGAUUUGUAAGUGUGUUCAUUAUCUCAAAUUGUUUUGUGUACAGUGGGCUGUCUGAUUCUGAAUGGUGGAAUCCCAGAGAUAAAAAAAGGCAUUUGUUCAUUCCUAGGUAAGGUGAAAUAGGACGCCUUCUGAGCAACAAUACAAAUACUGGAUUGAUGAAGAAUGUCCAUGUUUUACGGUUCAAUUUGACUUAGGUCCUGAAGUCUUCAGCAACAAUGAUAGGUACAUUUAGGUCAAAUAAUCAUUUUAUAGUGUCACUGGGCCUAAAGAAACAGAAAUAGUUAAAUUCGUUUUCGACAGCUCGUCAAAGUAUUCCUCCCUACAUGUAGCUUUCGUCCAUGCCAAAAUGUGACAGCAGUGUAUAGCUCUCACGUUGGAUUGUAAUUUAUUUGUUGGUAUUUUUCUAACCGUUUCUGCAAGGUCGUAUAUAAGAUGAUGUGUUGCUUGUAAAUAGAUUCUUUGUCACUUUGUGUAGGUCGGCACAGUUGCUGCUUCUCAGUUGUGGUGUAUAGCUUGCCUGCUGAACGAGAGAUGAGCCAUAAGUUGGGUUUAAGUUUAAGCAAGGGACUUUAACGCAUGCACGCUGGCAUGUGUAAACUCAUGCACGCUGCCCUCUGUAUUGUACAGUUCCUGUCUCUGACCUACCUUUGGUAAAAAAUAAAUUUUCGUGUCUGUUUAUGCUGGGCUAAGUCCCAGUUGUUAUUCCAAUCUAAAUCUUUAAGGGAUUUUUUUGAGUGGUAUUCAUCUUCGUGCUAAGUAUGAAGAGGAUAAAUUUGAAAAGGGCUGUGGCAUAGACAAAGAGCAUACAUCCGUAGAUGACGCUGUUGGUAUGCGACUGGCCUUGGUAGCAAAGGGGUAAAAGUGUAAUAUCUAAAGAUGAUAUCAGACUAUAAAUCCAAAGCCUUUAACUUCCCACUGUGGCCCUUGUGUAUUUCAGCAGGCUCGGUGUUUGCCUACAUGCUGCAGCUGAAAGCAAUAAGAGUUGUAUGUGCUUCCAGAACGCUAGCUGCAGUGGUGCUUGAGCAGCGACGACCGACUGCGUGAAUUGUUUACUCCGUAUUCACAUUUAUAAAGUCAGUGGUAGUCGACUUGUAACCCAAGUGUGAGCUGCAGAAGUCACCGCCAUUGUUACCCAAAUCCUCCAUUGCAUCAGCACCCAGUCUGAUGUCCUUGGACCAGUUCAUUGAUGUAUGGAAAGGCAAUGGUAGAGGGUUAUUAUCCACUGACCUUAUAAAAGUGAUAAUAGAGUUAUUGCUUUGCCGUUUUAAACUCUGUCAUACAGAGCAUCAUUAUCUUGUAAAUUUUUAUUUUGUAAAAGAUGUACAUGUUUUUGUAUCAAUAGUGACCGAUGGUAUGUGUGCAUAGUUACGGAAGGGAUAUUUUUUGUCUUCUAAAGUCGAAGUUAGUUCUUGUCACAGGCACGGGCGAUGAUCACUUCAAACAAGCGAUUUUUGUCGCAUGCAGUCAUGAAGAUUGCGUGUUGCAGGUAUCCAAAUAACUCUGACGCAUCCAGGUAGCUUUCUAAUGCAUAGUACUACAAUGCAUUGGCAGAUGCACUAUGGGACCGCCAAUCAAGGAGAUAGUGAUACAUGUAACUGGGAUGUGUGUCAAACAGAUUGGAACUUCUACUCUUUCUGAAUUCCUUUUCAUAGCUGGAAAGGCCCUUAACAUAUUAUCCAACUUGCAUAUGUAUUGAAAACCUACUGGCUAGGUUAUCUUUCGAUUUCCAUUUUUCAUGUUCCGUGACAUAUUCAUAUAUAAAUACGAUUUUCUAGAAAACUUAUUUCGCAAUAAAUAAAGUGGAUGUGUUACUGCUUGGUAUUAUUGAUACAAUCACGAAGGUAAUUUUUUUGUUUGGAAAGUUUGUGGACGUCUUCAAGUCGACCCCUUCCGUUUCUGUGCUUGUCAUAAAUUUAAAUUGUCUUGCAUACUGGUCAUUGGUCAUCUGUUGCCAUCUCACAUUUAUCGAAAGUGUGCCACGUGUUACUAUAUAUAGGUUGUGCUAUACAUAAAACAUCUGUUUCUCAAACUUAGAAAAAAAAGUUAAAUGUGAAGAGAAAACUGUCUGGAAAAAAAUUAUUUUGCACAUAGGAACAUCUUGGGGCAUUUCCAGUCUAAAGUUUGUUAAAAAGUGUUUGCAAUUGUAUCCCGCAAAAAGUAUAAGGUUGCAGUUGGUGAUGUAUAACUGAUGUGGACUGUGUGUCUUUUGUAAUUGUUUCAAAAUGUCUAUACGAGAUCUAAACAUCUUCAAAUUGUUAUGACUUGUUUUCGAUUAGAAAGGAAAGUCCUCCACCAUCUCAUGCCUCAAGCAGGGAAUAAGAGUCUCUGUGUGUGUUGCAAGUGUCUUUUUUUCACCAACCGUCAGUCUCUGUCGCGGCAAUAAAGUCUACUUUCCUGUGCAAUUGAAAGAAAAUAAGAAAAUGACUUGAGAACGUUUUGAAAAUAAGUCACGAUGAACAAGUUUGUUGAGUCCCUUUCUAAAGGUUUUAGAUCUUCUUAUCACACUGGCCACUGUACUGUAAUUCAUGUCUCCCGUCGGUAUUUAAUUUAAAAAAAGUUACAUUGGUGCCUACCUAAUGUACAUCUUGAUGAAGUCUGUCGUCAAACAGCUCAAAGGAACCCAAAUUUCUCUACAAAGGAUGCAGGUUUUGGUGAAAACUGAGAAGCAUCAGACUAACAAUGUCAACAAAUUUAAUGUUGACAAAUUUUCAUGCAGGAUAAGACCAUGAAAGGAUAUAUCUCCUUUUAUUUUGAUGACCCAAUAUUUCUCAAGCAUCUUCAAGUUCACCUUCAAGUCUCCUUGAACUUGAUUUGCGUCGAUGAAAAAAAGUUCACUUGUAUUUUCCGUUUAGAACUUUUUAGUGGAAAUUUCCUGCUUACUGGAGUGUUUACUUUUGCCUCAUUAUUGUUGUUUACAAGUACCUCAGUGGUGACAUUUGACAAGUGUUUCAUAAAAAAUUAGAACAAAUAUAUGCCUUUGAUCAAGUGGGACUGAUGCCAAAUGAUAUUUUGAACUUCGGGCAUGGAAAAAUAUGCUGUCAUAGAUAAGUUUGGGACUUUCACAUGACUUCUAAUACAAAUUCCAUGUUUCUCUUUGUUUUUUGUUUUGAUAAGGCUCCAUAAGUUUUCGAUUUAUAGUUUUAAAAAAUUUCUCGAUUCUUCUCCAAAACUUUGAAGUGAGAUGACCAAGUUGGGCAAUUGAUAUUUGAUAACUAAUAUCCAAAUUUAAAGAAGUUUAACAUUGUUUUGCACUUUGAUAUUUGCGGGAAAGACUUUGGUGCUGCCAUUGGAAUCGGAACCAGGAUUUGAACAACUCCAAUAUUGACCUAGUAUCUCGCUUGUGAAAUAUCAAUUUGAAAAAAAUUGCCCACCUGUACCUUUAUACGACCUCCGUGUUUAAUAAACAUUUUCCCAUCGUAAUAAAUCAUAUGAUAUGUAUCAAUAUUGGAAAGUCCAUACAGUGCAUACCAUUCUGAAUCAGAUUAAAUUCCAGAGCAGUUAUUUUUUUAUUCUGAUGGUUGGCACUUAAAUAAUACAGUGCUGUGUUAUUCAGUGCAGUGGGACUCAUUCAUUUUAGUUAAGGUCAUUUUGAAGUACUCAGAAUUUAAAAAUAGUCCCCAAAGUUUGACGAAAUGGUCCAACAACAGAAUAUCUGAUGUGCAUUUUAGUGCUGGUUCUAAAUUGUAAAUUGUCCCUAUGUGUACUUAUCAAAAUAAAUGUGAUUUUUUUUUUGGCAAAUAGUUGAUAUGUGACAUAAAUACCUGAGUCAUUGGUCAAGGCUGUGAAGCAUUUCACAGCCUUCAUCUUCAAGAGCUAGGUUAAUGUUUUCACUUUCUGGUAUAAGAGACUGACGGUUCUUGAGGCAUUCUGAUGGAGGAAAUGUUUAAUGUAACAACAUCUUCAAACUUGACUGGAAAUGCUCCUUUGCAUAAUGCAAGCAUUUUGGUUAUUGUCUUCACAUCCACUACAGCUGCUGUAAUUACCUACAGUAAAAUAAUAUAUUUUUGUUUGAAAA
Lineus longissimus is the source of this 12715-nucleotide messenger RNA. Its product is annotated as sestrin-1-like. Gene Ontology annotation, cellular component: nucleus. NCBI's taxonomy places the organism in Eukaryota, Metazoa, Nemertea, Pilidiophora, Heteronemertea, Lineidae. Gene Ontology annotation, biological process: regulation of response to reactive oxygen species; positive regulation of macroautophagy; negative regulation of TORC1 signaling. The transcript is spliced from 11 exons. Gene Ontology annotation, molecular function: oxidoreductase activity, acting on peroxide as acceptor; L-leucine binding. The record is from RefSeq and is a predicted model, not a curated record. Bases 451 to 2205 code for a protein of 584 amino acids.